UCAGUAUUGACUAGCUUCAGUACAAUCAGCUGAUUGCAAUGCAAUGUCGAUUUGACAGGAUUUGACAAUUAUUUUUAUUAAUAAUAAUUUAAAAUUGUGCUGUUUAUUUGAAAAUAAAUAACAAAUUAAAAUAAGUCAGUGUAUAAGUAGUAUAAUGGCUGACGUGAAAUCAUUGGAACAUCCAACAUUGAAAGUCCCAUAUGAAUUUUUGAACAAAAAAUUUCGUGCUGCACAAAAAACUUUAGAUCGAGAAGUAUCACAUGUUCAACAAGCGGCUUUAGAGAUCGAAAAAGGUUUAGAAGGAGAAAAAUUGGCUGCAGGGGAUAUUACUCGACUACUUGGUGGAAUGGUUGAAAAACUGCAAGUUUUGAAAAGGAAAGCUGAUGAAAGUAUUUCAGAAGAGUUACAGGCUGGUUAUGUUUGUAAACGUCGCUUAGAUCAUUUAAAGGAACAUGCAACAACAACUGCUACGGGAGAAAUCUCUCAAGGAGCUUUAAAUCAAUGGCGGCGAAAACGUUUGGAUAGAAUGCUUGUCGAGUAUUUUUUACGAAAAGGAUAUUACGGUGCCGCAGCUAAAUUAGCAGACAAGUCUGAAUUACAAGAUUUAACCAACAUAGAGGUUUUCCUAGUUUCACGCGAAGUUGAAAAAUCUUUAGCAAAUCAUGAGACUGAUAAAUGUUUGGCAUGGUGUCAUGAUAACCGUUCCAAAUUACGUAAACUAAAAUCAAAUAUGGAAUUUAAUUUACGAAUUCAGGAGUUUGUUGAGCUAAUCAAAUCCGAUCGACGAGUUGAUGCUGUUAAAUAUGCUCGUAAAUUCUUUUCAUCCUUUGAAGAAGAUCAAUUGACUGCCAUUCAACAUUGUAUGGCUCUAUUGGCUUUUCCAGUCGAUACAAAUAUCAGCCAGUAUAAAGAAUUAUUUGAUGACGCACGUUGGGAAACAUUAAUUGAACAAUUUCGGCAGGAAAAUUAUCGAUUAUUCCAAUUAUCGAAUCAAUCUGUGUUUACAGUGGCCUUACAGGCUGGCCUUUCUUCAUUAAAAACACCAUAUUGUUACGCCUCCAUGAGGGACCAACAUAAUUCAGGGUGUCCAGUUUGCCAGGAUCCUCUGAAUCAACUAGCUGAACCACUGCCAUUUGCUCAUUGUUCACAAUCUAGAUUAGUGUGCCAUAUAUCAGGACUUCCAUUAAAUGAACACAAUCAACCCAUGAUGUUACCUAAUGGUUAUGUAUAUGGAGAACAGGCUUUAGAACAAAUGGCUUUAGAAAACAAUGGUCGUGUGAUAUGUCCAAGGACUAAAGAAGUGUUCCCAUUUAAAAAAUUGGAAAAAGUUUAUGUGAUGUAAA
This is a messenger RNA of Chrysoperla carnea, 1343 nucleotides long. RefSeq names its product E3 ubiquitin-protein transferase MAEA (gene Kaz). The transcript has 7 exons. Lineage: Eukaryota; Metazoa; Arthropoda; Insecta; Neuroptera; Chrysopidae. Gene Ontology annotation, cellular component: cytoplasm; nucleus; GID complex. Bases 155 to 1342 code for a protein of 395 amino acids. Gene Ontology annotation, molecular function: protein binding; ubiquitin protein ligase activity. The record is from RefSeq and is a predicted model, not a curated record. Gene Ontology annotation, biological process: proteasome-mediated ubiquitin-dependent protein catabolic process.